UCCCUCUCAAUUAAAAUCAGCCUUAAACGAAUUCUUUCUCUCUCUGUCUCAGCUUCCUUCUUACUUUGUCCACUCCAUUUUCUAUUCAAGUAUCCAUUUUCAACGCAGAGAUUACGUAUAUGCUCACCAAUCCUUUCUUUUUAGUAUUAUAUAUCAUAUUGAAACCUUUAACUUUCAUUUAUUCAAAACUAAGUUUGUCCGUUGACUUUCAAAUGCUAAUUAGUAUAUUAAUUGAGUUUAAUCAGAUAAAUAUUUAUAGACCCAUAUCUAUUGCUCUCUUUCUUUUAUCCAUUUCUAACAAAUUCCCAAUUCAGUUUGAUCAUUUGGAUUAUCUUCUGCCACAAAGAAGAAGAGGUUUAUAUACUGAUGAAUGCUGCUCUUGCGUUGAACUUUUACUCAGUAAGGUAUGGAUUAUCUGGAUUCAAGAAGAAAUAGCUAUAUUUCUGGAAAAAUAAUUCCUGCUGCAGUUGCCAUCUUGAUAUGCAUUAUCAUAUUUAUGCAGUCACCUAAAUUUAGCAGCCCCAACCUGUUCUACCGUCGCGAGUUAGGAGUAAUGCAUGUCUUAGUCACUGGAGGUGCAGGAUAUAUUGGUUCUCAUGCGGUUCUUCGUCUACUGAAGGAUUCAUACCGAGUAACAAUAGUGGACAAUCUAUCUCGUGGGAAUCUCGGUGCAGUUAAAGUUUUGCAGAAGCUGUUUCCAGAGCCUGGGCGACUGCAAUUCAUAUUUGCUGACCUUGGAGAUGCAAAAUCUGUAAACAAAAUCUUUGCUGAAAAUGCAUUUGAUGCUGUAAUGCAUUUUGCUGCUGUUGCUUAUGUUGGUGAAAGUACCCUUCAACCUCUUAGAUACUAUCAUAAUAUUACAUCAAAUACAUUAGUAGUUUUAGAAGCAAUGGCUGCACACAAUGUGAAGACAUUGAUUUAUUCUAGCACUUGCGCAACAUACGGAGAACCGGAAAAAAUGCCAAUUACAGAAGAAACUCUUCAAGCUCCAAUCAACCCAUACGGCAAAGCAAAGAAGAUGGCAGAAGAUAUUAUUAUUGACUUUUCUAAAACUAAUGACAUGGCUGUCAUGAUUCUAAGGUAUUUUAAUGUAAUUGGAUCAGAUCCAGAAGGACAUUUAGGUGAAGCUCCAAGACCUGAACUACGCGAGCAUGGUCGGAUAUCUGGUGCUUGUUUUGAUGCAGCUAGAGGUAUUAUACCGGGACUCAAGGUUAGAGGAACAGACUACAAAACAGCUGACGGCACUUGUGUACGGGACUAUAUUGAUGUCACAGACCUAGUUGAUGCUCAUGUGAAAGCUCUUGGCCAUGCAAAACCAGGGAAAGUUGGCAUCUACAAUGUUGGAACAGGAAAAGGUAGAUCAGUAAAGGAGUUUGUGGAAGCAUGCAAGAAGGCAACUGGCGUGGAUAUAAAUAUAGAAUACCUACGCCGCCGGCCAGGGGACUAUGCAGAAGUUUACAGUGAUCCUUCUAAGAUCAGACGUGAGCUAAAUUGGACAGCUCAAUACUCAGACCUUCAAGAGAGUUUAAAGAUUGCAUGGCGAUGGCAGAAGUCACAUAUAAAUGGUUAUGGUCACAGCUAAUAAUACCAUAAAUCUUAGUGGUUAUUAACCUUUACGUUCAACUUUUGUUUCAACCUGGAAGAUUAGAUUCAAACGUAUUAACCGCUAAUGCACCUUUCUUUUAUCAAAUCUCAGGGACAUGGUCUAAUCAUGAGGGUAGUAUUUUAUCAUGGUGUCGGAUCCCAAGUUUUAUGGAUUCGUUCUUUCGUAGUUUGAAACGUUAUUAGCACAUUUGAAUAAUGUAAAGAAAUAGUUUUGAUAGUUUAUUGCAGGAACAGAUAUUUUGGAACUUUUUAGCUGCUUAUUAUA
This is a messenger RNA of Jatropha curcas, 1870 nucleotides long. Its product is annotated as putative UDP-arabinose 4-epimerase 3. Gene Ontology annotation, biological process: galactose metabolic process. Lineage: Eukaryota; Viridiplantae; Streptophyta; Magnoliopsida; Malpighiales; Euphorbiaceae. The record is from RefSeq and is a predicted model, not a curated record. Gene Ontology annotation, molecular function: UDP-glucose 4-epimerase activity.